AUGGCGGCACCGUUCAGUUUCUCUGUCCGGAGCAUCCUGGACCUGCCGGAGGAGGCGCGGCGCUCCUCCCAGGGCUACUCCUCCUGCUCCUCCACCUGCUCCUGGACCCGCUGCGCCCGGAGUCCGUGUGCGUCUCCUCAUGAGGCUCACCUGGAACCCUCCCCGGACUCCACCAAGCCGGACGAGCCCCCCACGGACGCAGGACCCGGGCGGGGCCGGAAGAGCAAGAAGCGUCGCGUGCUGUUCUCCAAGGCGCAGACCCUGGAGCUGGAGCGCCGGUUCCGGCUGCAGCGGUACCUGUCCGGUCCGGAGCGGGAGCAGCUGGCCCGGAUCCUCAGCCUCACCCCCACCCAGGUCAAGAUCUGGUUCCAGAACCACCGCUACAAGAUGAAGAGGGGCCGGGGGGAGGGCGCGCUGCAGGAGCCGGACCCCCCGCAGCCCCCGCUGCUGCUGCGCAGGGUCGUGGUUCCGAUCCUGGUCCGGGACGGGAAACCUUUCCACACCUGCGUGCUGGAGCCACACAAAGUGUCUCCGUCCCCCCCGGCGCACCUCCCCCUGCCCCCCCGCUGCCAGCACCUCCCGGCCUCCCGAACCGCCUGGACGGACUUUUGGAGCGACUCGGUUCGGUUCGGACCGUUCAAGUGA
Nematolebias whitei (Rio pearlfish) is the source of this 645-nucleotide messenger RNA. It is a transcript of the gene nkx2-9, whose product is annotated as NK2 transcription factor related, locus 9 (Drosophila). Gene Ontology annotation, molecular function: RNA polymerase II cis-regulatory region sequence-specific DNA binding; DNA-binding transcription factor activity, RNA polymerase II-specific. The coding region runs from base 1 to 645 and encodes 214 amino acids. The record is from RefSeq and is a predicted model, not a curated record. Gene Ontology annotation, cellular component: nucleus. The transcript has 2 exons. NCBI's taxonomy places the organism in Eukaryota, Metazoa, Chordata, Actinopteri, Cyprinodontiformes, Rivulidae. Gene Ontology annotation, biological process: cell differentiation; regulation of transcription by RNA polymerase II.